Owenia fusiformis is the source of this 4356-nucleotide messenger RNA. Lineage: Eukaryota; Metazoa; Annelida; Polychaeta; Sabellida; Oweniidae. The record is from the annotation of a GenBank genome assembly.
AGAUUUUCCCAAAAGGACAGAUAUGGAGAGUGCGUGAAUUACCACGUUGAGAGAAACUUGGGAUGACGAAAGAAAAGACUUGGGGCAACAUUUCUCUCUCAAAAUGAGAGAUUCCCCAUCACUUAUUUAUGGAUAGACCUUCUAUUUAUGAUGGUGUUAACCGAUCGACACAUCCUCUAAUUUCCUGAUUCCUCGAUACAUCACUUACAUUGCAAUUGUUGUCGCAACAACAUGCUAAUUAAUGAGUGGAUGAGCCUAUUCACAGGCUCUUAUUUGGAUUACCCUUUCUCUUAUAUCUCAUAUUAUGAAAACUAGUAUCAUUUGUAGAUGUGCGUUGAUAUCCGUCAAGUAUCGUAUCCGCAAUAUGCAACAGUUGUGAUAAAACUUAUGGCCGGGGAAUGUGUAUAAGAGAAACUUGAUACACCUGUGACUCGAGUAGAUAAGGCAAAUGCAGUAACUGAGAACUGUUAUACACAAUCCCGGGUUCAAAGCAAGCUGAUCGAUCCGUUGAAUAUAAGAAACAACUAUUGGAAUAUCAACCACUCUCACUGAGUCUAGCCGUACUACUUAUUGACAAUAAUUUUCAAGGAGAUAUUAACAUGUUUUAGGAUAUAAUUAACGAUGUAACACAAUUAAAAGGAUUUUAUUGGGAUGGGUUUUGGUGAUAGCGACCCUGAUCCCAAGACUAGCGCGGUGAACGGGAAUGAUGGCAUGGAUAAGAGGCCAUUUGCCGUCCCAAAUGUACACGGACCUCAAGAUGCUAUCCCUCCAGCUGGAAUAGGCGGAACGGCAGUGACAUGGGGUAUUGCAGUUGGAGCGGCAGUCGGUCUGGUCGGUAUUAUUCUCAUCAUCGCGGUAGUCUGCAGGCGAAUUGCUAGAAAACGUCGCAAAGAACUUGAUCUUGAGUUCGACGACAUAUAUGGAACGUCAUCCUCACGCUCUGCCCCAAGCACAAGGACUAAUUCUCCACGCAUUGACAAACGCCACAGUUUGAACCAAACGUCGCAUCGCGGCAUGUACGUUCGUUCUGUGACUGUUGACACUGUCCCCGACUUUUCCCUUCCACCAGAACGCGUUCAACCAAGGAGUCCGGGCGAUCGAUCCGGUAGCUCAACCGCUCUGCAGUACCAACACAGCAUCCUUGGCAAUAUUAAGCCAGAUCUAUACAGUGUUGGUGUACCAGUGCAAAUUGAAGGGGCUCAUGCUAAAGAUUGGAGCUCAGAAGAUGAGGUAGAACCGUCUCUGUUAGAAGGGGAGGAUGAUUGUCAAGUAGUAGUAAGGAUGUGCUCAGAAGAAGAGGACUAUGAAGCGCCCCCGAGUCAACAUGGGCGCAUCUGGUUUUCAGUUGUAUAUGAUGCUGCGGUAGAACAACUUACUGUAAAUCUAAUCAAAGUCAAACACUUAAAGGGUCGAGGGCGAGCUAACACUCCUAGAGACCCCUUUGUAAAACUCUACUUAUUACCAGACGAGAGAACGUGUCAGCAGUCAAAAGUCAGAAAGAAGACAUUGACACCUAAAUUCAACGAAACCUUUGUGUUUCAGGUUGCUGCAGAUGAUGUGUCCAAACGAACACUUCGGCUAUCAGUCUACGAUCUUGACAAGCGAAGAGUUCGCCACUCCCUUGGCCACGUCGUCGCUCCUAUGAGUACUCUUGAUAUUACUCGAGAUGAUGUUGUAUGGCGUGACUUGGAACCAGUUAAACAAACAUCUUCAUCUCUGGGCGAAAUCUACUUCUCUUUGUGUCACAUUCCCACAAUGGAUAAGGUUAAGGUUGUCAUCAUGAGAGCCAGGAAUCUGAGAAAGGUAGACCUGGACUCAAACGCUGGCAUAUAUGUAAGGGUCCAGCUGCUUCAUGGUAGAAAGGUUCACAAAAGUAAGAAAACCGUUAUAGUUCAGGGUUCCUGUGACCCUGUCUAUAAUGAAGCAUUCUCAUUUACCGUACCUGGCAAAAUGCUGGACUCGUGUAGCGUCUGCAUCACUGUAAUGUCAUCUAUACAGUCACGCCUGAGUUCACACGAGGAAGAGUACGGUAAAAACGUCGUCGGGGGCUUCAUGUUCGCCAGAGGAGAAGAGCUGAUGCAUUGGCAAGAAAUGCUGGCCCAGCCUAGGACUGCUAUACCCCAGUGGCAUUCACUCGCCGCGCCACAGACCAACUAAAUAACGGUCGUCAGUCGUCACCAUAAAUAUAUAGAAAUCAACCGAAUAGAGGCACGUCCUUCUUGGCUGAUGAGAAAGUUAAUAUAUUUUAGAAAAUUGGUAAUAGUUGGGGAUUCCAUAGAUGUUAUAGUUACUAGAAAGGGAGGGUGUAUACGAGUAUGAAACUGAGAGAGAGGCGAAAAUGAGUCUCUCGAAAUCUAUAUACGAGUAUAAGAGACUGUUUUAAUCAAAUUCCUCAGGAAUUUUACAAAUUAUUUAACGACAUAUGAGAAAGAAUGGCUUCAAAGAUCGGCCACAAUGAAGGUUACAAAAUGAUUAAUUGAUAAAUUUAGUCAUAUUAUAUGAGGAAAUUCAACUUGAUUUUGUGUAUCACUUUUUGUAAUUUUAAUGAUUUUUUGAAAAUGUAUUCUAAGAUUGUGUUCAUUGACGGUCACAACGGUCGGCAUAAAGACCGCUAGCAAAUAAUAGUGUUGAACUGGAAUUGAGUGACUAAGUGGGUUUAUUGUAUUUUUUGUUACACAUCAUUUGAAAACAGAAUCAUUACAUAUCUCAGAUAGAUACAAGGAAGUGUGUGUAGAAAACAAGAUAAAGAAUAAUGUCAAUCGAUUAUUUACUACAUUAACAGUAUGACAAGGUUCGCACCAGUUACAAUUGAUGUCAAGUUUUAUAUGGCAGCCAUCUUUGAAUUGAUCACGGAUGUUGGUACAAGAGUUGCUACACAUCGAAUUAGUCGCUCCUUUAAGUCACAUUUAAAGUUGCUGUUAAUAUCUGAUUCUACCUUUAUAUGGAGCAUUCCUUUAAGUACGAUAUUUCAGCGAAGGUUUAUGAUCAAUCCAACAUUUAAUUGGUAGUUUAAGCUCUUAUAUAAUAAGACUAACACGCCAAAAGGUAACUACAUCCAACUAAUGGUAUGGCAUCCUAUUAUUUGGUCCUGAAUAUAACAUCAAUGUUCUUGUCUGCAAAUUGUUCAAUCUAUCAAUGUAGCUAAUAUCUAUUCUUUCUAUCAAUUGCAAAAUGUCUAAUAUAUUUUGUAGUGAAUUUAUGCACUGAUAUGGGCUACCUUAAAUACCCAUAUUUUUGUUUGAGAUGGGAAGUUCACCAUGCUGAGACUAACAUAAAAUAUUUUAUGUUUGUCUCAGACUAAUGUAAGGAUGUAUAUCAUUUAUGUAUUGAGGAAGUAAUGUUCGAGUGCUCUAUGCCAAGAACAUUUUUGUGCGUAUAAUAUAUAAUUACCGUCUUUGUCUUCAUUAUCAUUGGUAAGUUCGGAGCUCGAGCUGACAAAUACCCCUCCUUUUUAUAUAAAUAAAUCCAUGUUAUCUGUUAUGACUUUUAAUGAUAUCAAGUAAUGACAUUACAUACUUACACCCGCUCCAACAUAUUUGAAACAUUCGGUACCUUGUGCUCGAGCUCUUAACUAAUAGACAUGAUUUCAAUCUGAAUGUAAUUACUAAUGAUUGUUCUCGAUCACAAAUGUUGCUCAUGAAUUUAAACAUGCAUUUAUGUCACCCUAUACAAUGGAUAAUUGAGUAACUGUCCUCUUUGCUUGAAAUGUGACUCACAUAGGGUAUCUAUCGAUUAUUUUCAAGUAAAUAUGUUCACAUGUUCCUUAUUUACAUAUAUUACUAUUACUUUACGUCAGUGUAUCAACUGGUUCAUUUGUACAUCAUAAUCAUUUUAUACUACCGUUUCACUGUUAACGUUGAACCCGACUCACAAAGAAUUUUACAUUUUAUCAAUUUAUUAUGAUUUUAAUUUAUUUUUUCGAAAUCACACUACACACUUACUUAAUUCCAUGCAAGUAUAUGCAUAACAUAUCACGAGCAGCCAUAUCAAAGAUGGUUGCAUCUAAUCUAAUAAAGUCAAUUACUCUAAAAUAGGUAACCGCCGCUGUGUUGUCUCAGUUAUUUAAUAACGUAACGGUAGUAUCAAAUGAUAAAAGUGUUCUCUGUAUACUCUGAAAUAUCACGUCCACGUUGAAUCAAAUGUUAUUACAAAAUAAUCUCCAGGGAAUAUCAUACACUGAUUUCUUUAGUUCUCUCGCAUUCUUGUAAGACACUUACACCAUAUUUGGUGGCAAUAAUGGCGGUUAUCGUACAGGGAUGUGGCCAGGCAUGAGGCAGGCGAGGCAAAUGCCUCAGUAUCCAUUUACAAAAAAAUUACAAAGAUGUUUUUAAAUUGAAGUUGUAGAGAACCUAUUGG